This is a messenger RNA of Funneliformis geosporum, 1410 nucleotides long. NCBI's taxonomy places the organism in Eukaryota, Fungi, Glomeromycota, Glomeromycetes, Glomerales, Glomeraceae. The record is from the annotation of a GenBank genome assembly.
AUGAAUACCGGUGAAGAGAAAAAGUUGUCAACAUAUGGGUUAGCAUGUGGCUCUACUGAAUUGGGGAAAACACGAAACAUAUUUUUAGCGGAUAUAGAAGCCCCAUGUAUUGGAUAUGCUGAAUUGUCCGUGAACUUUGUUUUGGACACUUUCAUUGCUUUUUUAAAAGUUUACAUUAUUGGUCUUUUGCCAAUAAUAGCUCUUCGCAAAGCUCUAAUACAAGAGUCAGUACGUCGAAAUACAUCAAAAUGUUUGUUAGAUGAAUUACAUGUCUUAAUGUAUAAGAAGCGUACUUAUAUCAUCCCUUUGAUAUACAUGAUAUCCUCGAUCAUCAUAGGAUGUACUUAUUUUGAUCUCAUUGGAGCAAGUUAUAAACGAACAAGAACAAUGUUUUUAUAUCCUGGAACCGAAGAUUUUUGGUGUCCGAGUCAUCGUAAAGACAAUUGUAAAAGUCUUCCCCCUAUGAUUAAUGAACAUUACUUGAUUGCACUAAUUCACACUACAAUUCUCGGGAUAUGGUAUGGAUUUGAUUUCUUGUUACGUAAAAGAUACAUGUUAUCAUUUAAUAUAAUUGAGAUACAUUUUACGAUCGGUGUAUAUAUGGACCCUCAUGCAAUUCUUAUAGAUGGAUUGCAUGCAUACCAACAACCUUACUAUCAGCAAUUGGCAUUUUUGGAAUUAUGGCAUAUUGCAAAGUUCGAUCAAUAUAGACGUAGUGCAAUAUAUACAGAUUUCAACCGUAAACAAGCAUUUAAUUGUGUUAAACAUAAUAAUCCUACCGACGCGUGGACGGAAAUUUCGCGCUCAUGUAUGGAUUUGAUCUUUGGGCUUGCAAAUUCUGCACAAGAUGAAAUCAAGGAACAACAAGCAAGGAAAUCGUUGAUGAGAAAAAAGUAUGAAAUGUUCAGAAACAUGGAAAAAGAUGCAUUAAAAGAAAAGGAACGAAAAAUAGUUGGUCAUAAAAGUCUUGAAGUCAAGAUGACAGCCGAGACAAUGACUAAAGAUCGUGAUUAUUGGGAAAUGAAAUUAUUAGAGUGGUUCCAUCCAGUGAAAGACUUAAAUAUCACAAUAUGUGCUAUACAAGCAUUAACGGCUUUAACGGUUAAAUCUUUGAAUGAGGAUAAACAUGGAAUUGUGCAGAAUGAUACUGCCAGUGUCUUUGAGGCAAUGUUAGAUUGUUUAAUUUCUCUUGAACGAUAUUCCAAUGAACCACCGUUGGACGAGUGGGAUAUUGGAGAUCCAUUUGCAUUUACAUACUCUAGUGUUUUGUCUGAUCCGUUAAUUGUCAUAAACGUUUUGAAGGAUGCUUUGUUUGAUUUAGAAAAAGCAUUUUAUAAACAUAUGGAUUUUGUGAAGUUAUCGAGUAUACACUUUGAUAGGUUGAAUAAGUUACUUAGCGAAAGAAUUUAA